AUGGCCGCUCAGGCAGGAAGAUUUUUCGUUUUAGACGAACCAGUUCCAUCUGGUGAAAUUGAAAGUUUCAUGGGAAGACUUGUUACAUGCGUUACUUCGCCUCUCCUGAAUUACGCGCCAUCCAACUACCCCGGUGUGCCAGACCACAAUACCAACGACAUCAUCCCUUCUAUUCUACCAACGCCAUCCAUUUCUACCUCUAACGGAGAAGAAGCAACUGUUUUCGCAAAAAAGGGCAUAUUCGUCAAGCUUUCAUCAAUAUUCAACAUUGAAAUUGGCAACAAUCGCGGCGAGACACGGAGGCUUGAGUGCCGUGUUGCGAAGCGCUAUAGACUCCCAAACGCCGACCAACAUUUCAAACAAUUGAUGAGCAAUCAGCAUUAUGCUAAAGAUGCCCAGGCGCUACUGGCACAAUCAUCAUCUAAAGAAGCCUACUUCAUCACCGGUUUUCUUACAGCAACGGAUGCUACUUGGACUAUAGAGGCGGCGGAGAGCAAAGGCGCCGAUGCAGCCCUUGGCGUUUCGCCAGUUAGUGCAGCAGCUGGUGGAGUUUCUGUACCGGGGCUGCCGUAUGUUAGCUUUGGAGCAAAUGGCUCCCGAGGCUUCGGGCGAAGCGGUCAGAGACAUGUCGCCGAGGAGGAAAUCAUUGCAGUUUCGUACUCUGUCGUCAGGAACUCAUCUAAGCUGGACUACUCAUCCAUGAGUAUCCGUCAAUCUCUUUUCAUUGGUCUGCCCAAGCGUGCAAAGAGCCACCACCUGACCAUGGGUCCAAAGGAUGAUCAAGAGGAGGAGUUUGAUUGGGACUCGGAAGAUGAAGAUUCUGAUGUCAAAGCAUUGGAAAAUGUGGCAGCCAAUGAAAAAAGGCAAGACCAAGAGCAUAUCGAAAUAUCUACCAAGCUCAUCGAGGGUGGUGAGGGAGAUUUGUAUAUAAUCAUCGUAUAG
Messenger RNA from Clonostachys solani, 942 nucleotides. Lineage: Eukaryota; Fungi; Ascomycota; Sordariomycetes; Hypocreales; Bionectriaceae. The record is from the annotation of a GenBank genome assembly.